Molecule: messenger RNA, 1718 nt
Organism: Spirodela intermedia
Lineage: Eukaryota; Viridiplantae; Streptophyta; Magnoliopsida; Alismatales; Araceae
Source: the annotation of a GenBank genome assembly
AUGAAGUUCGGGAAGCGAUUGAGCAACCAGAUCGAGGAGACCCUGCCCGAGUGGAGGGACAAGUUCCUCUCGUACAAAGAUCUCAAGAAGCGCCUCAAGCUCAUCGAACCCUCCUCCACCGCCGGGGGAGUUUCGGGUCGCGACGGGCUUCCCCCCUCCAAGCGGCCUAGGCUGGCCCCGACCGAUGGGGCUGUCGCGGAGGAUGUCAGCAAGGGAGGGGAUCCAGCCGCUUCGGCGUUGGGUAAUAAUGCGGCGAUGACGGCAGAGGAGGAGGGAUUCAUGAGGUUGCUCGAGGCAGAGCUGGACAAAUUCAACACCUUCUUCGUGGAGCAAGAGGAGGAGUACAUCAUCCGCCAGAAGGUACGGAUUACCGCUUUCCCUCUUCCCCCUUUUAGUUUUCCUCCGCCGUCCCCCAUUUUCCUCUGUCAAACGUCGUUUCUCCGGUGAGGCCAUUCCGGCAGGAAUUCCAGAGACUGUCGUUCCUCUUUCACCACAUGCCGCAUCAUCUCUCCCACCCUAUCUCCUCAACAUCGACCGCCUCCGGAGGCUUACUUUGCUCACAAGCGACCGAGGGGGAACACAUCUAGAUCCCUAGUGUUGACGUUAUCUCCACAAGGAAACGGCACGCGCCGCGCAGAAACCGAAAUCCUUGGUGAACUAUUCUCUAUCCCUGGUGAUCCCUCCCCACUCCGUCGGUUUUGCCUGGCACCCCCCUCCCUGAUCAAUUGGAUCUUCGCCGCACCGCGGAAAACCCCGAAAAUGUCGAAGAAAUGGGGAUUUCUUUCAUCGAUUGACCUCUCUUUGCCCCAGAGGCGUCCCCAAUGAUGCUCUGUUGUCGGAUGACGGGAAGACCCACGAAUAAGCCGAACAAACCCGUCGUGAAUUUUGAUGGAUGGGUUGUUUGCAGUCUGUUUUCCACCGGCAAGGGGGGGAAUGUGAAACGCGGUUCACUUCGAUGAUCAUUCUCCGUGCUGUCCCUUGGAAAAUUUCGUCUGUUGGGUGGGUGUAAGUCGAGAUUUUGACAAACGCUGUGUUGGAUCUGCGCUGGUGCAGGAGCUACAGGACAGGUUGAGGGCCGCCAAGGACUUCAGAGAGGAGAUGCUGAAGGUGAGGAAGGAGAUUGUCGACUUCCACGGCGAGAUGGUCCUCCUCGAGAACUACAGCGCCCUCAACUACACUGGUACGCCCGCCUUACGUCUGGGUGUCGGAGAUGAGCUUAUUAGGGCAGAAGGGUAGAUCCAACUCCUCUUUCGAUGUGAGCAGGGUUGGUGAAGAUUCUCAAGAAGUACGACAAGAGGACGGGGGCCCUCAUCCGGCUGCCCUUCAUCCGGAGAGUGCUUCAGCAGCCCUUCUUCACCACCGACCUGCUGGACCAGCUCAUCAAGGAGUGCGAAAGGAUGCUCGACGGCCUUCUCCCUGUUGCGGAGGAGACGUCCGUGUCCCCCGGCGCUUGCAGGAACGGGGACGCCGCCGAAGAGGGGAGCAGCGGACCAUCAACCACGGUCGCCGGGGAAGGUCGGGGGAUCCCGGAACUGGAGGAGAUAGAGUUCAUGGAGAGCCUGUACAUGAAGAGCACCGUGGCGGCGCUGCGGGUUCUCAGAGAGAUCAGGAGCGGGAGCUCCACCGUCAGCAUCUUCUCUCUGCCGCCGCUGCAGAUAAGCGGGGCGGAGGACCGGUGGCCCAAGAUCCCCGUGCUGGAGGAGCAAGCGGCCAAGUAA